Molecule: messenger RNA, 859 nt
Organism: Grus americana (Whooping crane)
Lineage: Eukaryota; Metazoa; Chordata; Aves; Gruiformes; Gruidae
Gene: DYNLT4
Product: dynein light chain Tctex-type 4
Exons: 2
Coding region: 143-820 (225 amino acids)
Biological process (GO): microtubule-based movement
Cellular component (GO): cytoplasmic dynein complex; cytoplasm
Molecular function (GO): dynein intermediate chain binding
Source: RefSeq, a predicted model, not a curated record
CAACACUUCACGCUCCAGGAGCACAACAGUUUCGUCCCACACUCGCUGUGACCUGCAGGACCAAGGUUGGUCCUAAGCAGCUGCUGGGCAUGACAUCAGCCGGAGCUGAGUCCCCUGGGUUUACCCCGGCAGGGCCACCCAUAUGGCUGAGCAGCCGUCCCCAGAGAUGGCCCUGCCAGCCCAGGUGAUGGCUGUGGACAACACCGAAGCCCCUCUGCUCCAGGCCACUCGCCGCGGCUCCCAGCCCCCGGCCCCAGCCCGGGGCACCGAGGAAGGCAAACCGCCGCUCUUGCCCUCCCGCCGCAGCUCCAUCCUCAGCACCCUCCCAGCACCCCUGGCCAGUCGCCGCAGCUCACUGGGGGUGGCCCCGGGGGGCAGGCGCCCCUCCAUCGGCCCCUGGAUGCUCCACAGCCGCGUGAGCUUCUCCGGGCUCCCCCUUUUCCAGCCCAUCCUCAAGACCCGCCUUGAAAACACUUACAAGAUGCAGCCAGAUGAAGGCUGCAAGUUUGAUGCAGGGCGGGUGCAGCGGGUGCUGGAGGGGGCCCUGGCCAGUGCCCUGGGGACCACGGUCUACAGCCCCCAGGGCAGUGCCCCGCUAGCCCAGAGCCUGGCCGAGCUGCUGCAGAGCCAGGCAAAGGAGGUGGUGCCACCCCGCUACAAGCUGGUCUGCAACGUGCUGCUGGGCCAGCAGGGCCAGCAGAGCCUGCUGGUGGCCAGCCGGGCGCUGUGGGACCCUGAAAGUGACAGCUUUGCCUCCGCCACCUUCUCCAAUGCCUCCCUCUUUGCUGUGGCCACAGUGCACGGGGUUUACUUUGAGUAGCACUUGCCCUUCCCUUCACCCAGCCUUAAAGAGCUGCAG